This is a messenger RNA of Sparassis crispa, 1899 nucleotides long. RefSeq lists its product as hypothetical. The record is from RefSeq and is a predicted model, not a curated record. The coding region runs from base 1 to 1899 and encodes 632 amino acids. Lineage: Eukaryota; Fungi; Basidiomycota; Agaricomycetes; Polyporales; Sparassidaceae. The transcript has 5 exons.
AUGAGUCUUCCUCCUCCUUCUCGCAAUCAGGCGUGGUGCGACGUCUCCGCUCUAGAGGCGGGCCAUGUCGAAAUACCGCUUCCAUGGAUUCUCGACACAGCGUCUGCGGAGGACACCUCUGUUCUUCCAGCACUCUCCUUCCUCUUCACGCACUCUGUCACCGGUGCGACUCUCCUCUUUGACCUCGGCGUGCGCCGUGACUGGGAACGGCUUCCCCCAGCCAUUGUUCAUCGCAUUCGCACGAUGCCGUUCCACAUUAAUGUGCCUCAAGAUGUCGCGGAGUCGCUGCGAGCGGGUGGGGCGGAUCCUGCGCAGAUCCAAACGGUCUGCAUCUCCCACAUCCACCUAGAUCACUACGGCGACACCACGCCCUUCACCGGCGCCAAAUUUAUCGUCGGCGGCGCCUCGCGCUCUCUCUUCGAGCCUGGAUAUCCCGCAGACCCCAAUUCUGUGUCCGCAUCCGACCUCCUCCCGCCGGAUCGGACAGAGUUCCUCGAGAUCGACGACGCGUGGAAGCCGAUCGGUCCUUUUCCCCGCGCACUCGAUUUCUACGGCGAUGGGAGCUUGUAUCUCGUUGACGCGCCUGGACAUCUCCCGGGGCACCUCAACGCGCUGGUGCGCACGUCGCCUGACGGAGGUUGGGUUUACCUUGCCGGCGACAGCGCCCACGACUGGCGGCUGAUUCACGGAGAGGCGCAAAUUGCGCGCACAGACAGGUGGGGUUGUGCGCAUGUGGACGUGCAGCAGGCGAAGGUGCAUUUUGGACGGAUCAAGGAACUGCAGGAGAAUCGGCGGGAGAUGAAACUUGGUCCACUUUGUAAAGCGCAGGAAAUAAUGGACGGCGGCUACGCAGCCACGAAGCGGGAGAUCAAGCCCGCUUCCGCGUCGUUCAUUCAUGUAUGGUAUAAGAACAUAAUCUGUGUCAAUCUCGAACAAUCGCCCGCACUCAUCUCAGUCUACUCCGGACCACUUCCGUCUACUGGCAUGAAGGUUUACUCCGUCGCAGCCGUCUCCUUGCUCUCUGCACCAGCCGUCCUCUCUCAGACCUCCGUGUCCGUGUCUUACGACACAACCUACGACGACGCGUCCGAUCCCGUUGCCAGUUUAUCCUGCUGGAACGCGAGCGGCUUGCACUCCGGCGACCUCAUCACCAUCGGCCAACUCCCCAAUUUCCCGUUCCUCGGAGGAUCUGCCCUUGCGCAGGGAUUUGAUUCGCCUAAUUGUUGGACGUGCUGGAACCUGACCUAUGAGGGUGGGACGGUCACGGUCCUCGUAGUCAACUAUGCUUCUGGAGGAUUCAACAUUUCGGAGGAGGGCAUGGAUACGUUGACGGAUGGAGAGGCUGUGGCUGCUGGGACGGUGACUGCUACUGCUUUACAAUCGUUCGAUGAUAAUUAUUCUGACGCUCCCUCUCAGCCGCGGAAGACUUUGCUAGGGGGCUUCGUUAUGCUCGGUGCGUUUUUUGAAGAGUUAUAUGUGUUCUCUGCCAUCGUUGCCGCUCUCUCCAUCGUCUUUACUCCCGCUGUCCUCGCGCAGACGGUGUCCGUCUCGUACGAUACGACCUAUGACAACGCUUCGGAGUUGCUCAGCUACGUCGCAUGCUCGGACGGCGCGAAUGGGCUCGAGACCAAGGGCUACACCACUUUCGGCUCCCUUCCUGACUUCCCAUACAUCGGAGGCGCGUACACCAUCACUGGGUGGAACUCGGCCGCGUGCGGGACGUGCUACGAGCUGACGUACAGCACGACGACCAUCACCGUCCUCGCGAUCGAUGUCGCCACCGAGGGCUUCAACCUCUCGGAGGAGGCAAUGAACGCGUUGACGAAUAACCAGGCUGUGUUCUUGGGCCGGGUGAACGCGACCGCGGUGCAGGUGGAUGCGUCUCAAUGCGGGCUGUAA